AUGUUAGCUCCCAGACCUGUCCCUGGUGGAAGUGGAGUGGUGAGCACUGCUGCGGAUCGCGCGGCAGCGAAUACAUUGGUUGAUAUUGCUUUUGACACUUCUCCGAAGAAGUCAGAUAGGAACACGCAGUUGAUUCAUGAGCAUUUUCACUCUGGUUCAGGAUAUUCGGCCGUGAAGAAUGGUAUUGCCGGUUCUGGGCGCUUGAUUCCUCGUAUUCUGCCGGGAGAUUGGAUGUCUGAUUCUCAGAUGGCAGGCGAGGAGUUUGACAACCCAAGAAGAAAUCCAUCUCGAAAGGCAAGGCCAAUCGAUCUGGCCGAAUGA
Penicillium longicatenatum is the source of this 321-nucleotide messenger RNA. RefSeq lists its product as uncharacterized. The coding region runs from base 1 to 321 and encodes 106 amino acids. The record is from RefSeq and is a predicted model, not a curated record. Lineage: Eukaryota; Fungi; Ascomycota; Eurotiomycetes; Eurotiales; Aspergillaceae. The transcript has a single exon.